Centropristis striata (black sea bass) is the source of this 2856-nucleotide messenger RNA. RefSeq names its product myelin regulatory factor-like protein. Gene Ontology annotation, cellular component: endoplasmic reticulum membrane; nucleus. The record is from RefSeq and is a predicted model, not a curated record. The transcript has 21 exons. Gene Ontology annotation, biological process: protein autoprocessing; positive regulation of DNA-templated transcription. Gene Ontology annotation, molecular function: sequence-specific DNA binding; DNA-binding transcription factor activity. NCBI's taxonomy places the organism in Eukaryota, Metazoa, Chordata, Actinopteri, Perciformes, Serranidae. The coding region runs from base 57 to 2687 and encodes 876 amino acids.
CGACAAUGCUGAUCUGUUAAUUGUUUGUUUGUUUAUUUGUUUGUUGCUUUCCCAGCAUGCUCCCUGAGUCUCCUCCUGACUCGGAGGCUUGUUCACCUGCACAGCUGCCAGACUUCCACUGCGAGCCGCCCUAUUGGUCCAACCAGCAGGUGACCCAGCAGGUGUUCCAGCCGACUCAUCGGCCGGCUCCCUCGUCGUCCUGUCGCUUUAAGGACCGAGGCCUCGCCCAACACGAGCUGCUGACCCACGAGCAGCUCCGCAGCCUGGGCCUAACAAACACUUACAUCAAGUCCGGGUCCUCGCCGGCUCCACCUGCCGCCCUGCACCAACACACACACCACUCACCUGAACACACACACUACCUGAGUCCAGAGAGCAGCUUUACGCAAGUUUACACUCCGCCAACACCUUGUUCACCGCCACAGCCCCCCUCGAGCAGCUACGCCGCGCCAUGCACGGGUCAGGGCAUGCUCCCAAACCCAGCAAUGCCCCAUUCAAGCUUUCCAAUGGGCUCCACAUCCACGCAACAAAACUGCUCCCCGGAGAGUAAAAAGAGGAGGAGAUCGGAGUCUGAGGAACCGUCGGCAGGAAUCACAGCUUCCUGCACUGAAGGUGACGGGACUCAAGGUGGCAGUGUGGGGAGCGGUGGUUUAGGAUCCUACCAGCUGCUGACGUGGGAACACUACAGGCCGGAACAUUGGAGCGCUUUGUACGACAGCAGCUACGAGAUCCUGUCUCCUCCCGCCUACCACGUCGACACAGAUAAAGGCUUCAACUACUCUGCAGCCGACGAGGCCUUCGUCUGCCAGAAGAAGAACCACUUCCAGGUCACCGUUCACAUCGGCACGGCAACAGAGCCACAAUACGUCAGGACGAAUAGCGGCCCGCAGCAGGUCGACCACUUCCUGAUUAAAGUGUUCGGGAUCAAGCUGGAAUCUCCGAGCCACCAAGUGACCAUUGAGCAGUCUCAGCCCGACCGCAGCAAGAAGCCUUUCAACCCUGUCAGGGUCAGUCUGCCCAGCGGCAAAAUCACUAAAGUAACGCUGGGACGACUGCACUUCAGCGAGACGACGUCCAACAACAUGAGGAAGAAAGGCAAACCCAACCCUGACCAGAGAUAUUUUCAGAUGGUGGUUGGUCUGUACGCUGCAGUGGGAGAAGCGGAAACGUUCCUCCUCACAGCUCUGGUGUCGGAGAGAAUCAUCGUCAGGGCCUCUAACCCCGGUCAGUUUGAGAUGGACGGGGACGCCCUGUGGCAGCGUGGGGCGCUGCAGGACGCCGUGGUCUGUCAGGGCCGAGUGGGCAUCAACACCGACUCUCCCGAUGAGGCGUUGGUCGUCUGCGGCAACGCCAAGGUGAUGGGCGCCGUCAUGCAGCCGUCAGACCGCCGCGCCAAGGAAAACAUACAGGAGGUGGACUCUGAGCAGCAGCUGAAGAGAAUCACUCAGAUGAGAAUAGUUGAGUUCGACUAUAAACCAGAGUUUGCCUGCAGCAUGGGCAUUGACCACACCCACCAGACAGGUAUAAUAGCUCAGGAGGUGAAGGAGCUGCUGCCGUCAGCGGUGACGGAGGUCGGAGACGUUUCCUGUUCAGACGGAGAGAAGAUUCAUAACUUCCUCAUGGUGGACAAAGAGCAGAUCUUCAUGGAGAACGUCGGGGCGGUGCAGCAGCUGUCCAAGCUCACCGACAACCUGGAGACUCGGAUCAACGAGCUGGAGGUCUGGAACCGCCGGCUGGCCAAGCUGAAGAGCCUGACAGGAAGCCUGCGCUCCACCGGGAAACCGAGGAAGCCCAGCAGUGUGUCGGUGGCGUCGAGUCCCGACUCGUGUCGGACGGCGAGAGUUCAGAAGGACGGCGUCCGUCACAAGUACAGCUACUGUCUGCAGCACAAAGUCUUCCAGGCCAGCGUCUUCGCCCUGCUGGCCACCAUGGCCUUCUGCAUCAUCUCCAUCACUGCUCUGUACCUACUGAAUCUGGAGGAGAAAGACUUUGACAUCAACAGUAACGGCAGCGUGCAGAAGACCACGGCCUGGAGCAGCACAGUCCCUCCCACCAGUGCUCCCAGUCUCUGGCCUCCUGACGUGCACUUCUGUGAGCUGCUGUACUGUGAGGACGUGUUCUGCUGCCCUCCACCUGCAGGGGGCAGCACCACCUCCAACAUCACUCAGUCACUGGGAGAAGAAAUGUCUAAUAUGACAGAAAAAAGAAGAGAAAAACUUUAUAAGAAGCUACAAAAAGCAGGAGACUGGACGAACACCACCAUCCAGUCCUUCAUGAUCAAAGAGAAUCAGCAGGUGAUUGACAGUAAAUACUGUCUACGGGGCGAAUGUGGGCCGGGUCGGUUCGUCUACAGAGUUCCUGUCAGCCAGUUCGUCCCUGUCAACAUGAGAGUCACUCUGCUCAUGAAUUCCACGGAGCUGCUGGUGGUUCAUCUGUGCAGCUUCGAUGAGUCGACGUCCUGCUCCGCCCUGCUGGAUAUAAACACCGUCACUGGGACCAGAUACCAGACUAACACACAGGGAGCAGAGCACGAGUGGCCUCUUCAUGUCGCUCGUCUUCAUCACAGCUCGUAUCACUUUCGCUCCGCAGUCGCUGGUCUGGCGAACUGCAGUACCGACCACAACUACGCGGGGGCGCUCUUCACCGACUACCACUUCCACUUCUACAGACGCUGCACGGACUCGUAGUCGCACAUUUAAAGAAUAAAAAACAACUCAAUAUAAAUAUAUUAAAUGCAAAUACAUUGAAUAUUUGCAAAAGAUGAAAACCAGAUGGAUUGAGGCAGAAUUAUGUUGUUUUUUUAAACAUUAUUGUGAUAUUCUGUAAGUCACUUUUUCUCAUAGAUUUUUCUGCAUA